UUCCAUCGUCAACCUUCCACUUUUCGUAUCUUUCUUCGGCGGACAUAGUCGACGUGGGCCUCUCCAGGCUGUCGUCAGAAGCCUCGCCGUGAUUCUGGCCAGACGUUAUGCAAGUUGCGGCAAGAAGAGCUUUGAAGGCCUUCCAAUUGCUAUCUGAAAGAGGCUGCACUUUGGGUCAGCUCGUGGUCUCUCGUUCUAAUCAUCGGCUCUUGGCCACAAGUUCUGAUGAAGGGACUUCUAUUGAUUCAUUGGAGUUUGUGCAAUGCCAUAAUGGAGGGGGACUUUUUCACAAGUCUGCAUGCAUUGAUCCAACUGUACGUAUAGAAACUGGUGCAAUAGUACAUCCAGAUUCUGUCCUUGAUGCAGAUGUUCAUGUUGGAUCUGGAACCAUUGUUGGACCUUCUGUGUCUAUUGGGAAGUCUACAAAAGUAGGGUACAAUGUUGUCUUAAGCAAUUGUACUGUGGGCUUGUUCUGCGUAGUCCACAGUGGUGUCUGCAUUGGUCAAGAUGGGUUUGGAUUUCUUGUGGAUGAACAAGGACAUGUAGAGAAGAAGCCCCAAGUGCUUCAUGUAAGGAUUGGGGACCAUGUGGAGAUAGGUGCCAAUACAUGCAUAGAUAGGGGCAGUUGGAGAGACACAGUUAUAGGUGAUCAUACCAAAAUAGACAAUCUUGUUCAGAUAGGUCACAAUGUAGUCAUUGGGAAAUGUUGCAUGCUUUGUGGACAAGUUGGCAUUGCUGGUUCUGUGACGAUGGGAGAUUAUGUCACUUUGGGAGGGAGAGUAGCUGUACGAGAUCAUGUUUCCAUUGCUUCGAAGGUUCGACUGGCAGCAAAUAGCUCUGUCACAAAGGAUAUCGUGGAAUCGGGUGACUAUGGUGGUUUUCCGGCAGUCCCUAUCCAUGAAUGGCGCAGACAAUCUGCAAAACUGCGCAGAUUUUGUAAGGGCGAUGUGUCUUAGAGAAUAGCAUUCUUCGUUUAUCUUGGAUUUAGAACUCAUGCCUUGACUUAAUAUGAACGUAUUUGAAGUGUCAGUGCAAAUUGGGCUGAGAUCAGCUUCAUCACUAAAGUUCGGAUGAAGAAGAAAACAGGCAGUGCCGUUGCCAUAUAUGCAAACAUAGUGAUUCAUGAUUUCCAUUUUUCUCCAGCCACACAUGAUCAAAUAUCCCAGUUCUAUUUUUGCAAUGUAACUUGAACUCCUGUUAGUUGAGUUACAAAUAUAAUCUGAAGUAGGAAGCUUGUACCCUAGUUGGUGGUUCAGGAUCAUUUUAA
This is a messenger RNA of Phoenix dactylifera (date palm), 1267 nucleotides long. Its product is annotated as putative UDP-3-O-acylglucosamine N-acyltransferase 2, mitochondrial. NCBI's taxonomy places the organism in Eukaryota, Viridiplantae, Streptophyta, Magnoliopsida, Arecales, Arecaceae. Gene Ontology annotation, biological process: lipid A biosynthetic process. The record is from RefSeq and is a predicted model, not a curated record.